Temnothorax curvispinosus is the source of this 2636-nucleotide messenger RNA. RefSeq names its product cleft lip and palate transmembrane protein 1-like protein. Bases 809 to 2440 code for a protein of 543 amino acids. The transcript is spliced from 8 exons. The record is from RefSeq and is a predicted model, not a curated record. Gene Ontology annotation, cellular component: membrane; endomembrane system. Lineage: Eukaryota; Metazoa; Arthropoda; Insecta; Hymenoptera; Formicidae.
CGCUAGUCGCUAGUUCGGACAUAAACCAUAGCACGGACACGAACCAUGUCAUGUACGUUACCGAGCGAAAGGGACGUAGACACGUAGUUGCAAUGAUGUCCACUUUCUCAGGGGGCAGGCUGAAAAUGUGACUUCCGCCUCCGCCAGCUUCAGAAAGAUUAAAGAGAUGGCGGCUGGUUAAGGUUAAGAUAAGAAAGACGUAAACAGUACGCGGAUCGCGGGUCGCGGGUCGCGGGCCAAUGAACUGUCAGAGUGUCAGGUCAGAGACGUCAGAGUCAGUGUCGGUGGCGUGGCGGCGUGGCGUAGUGCUCGACGCUCGCCCGGGCUCGCCGUGCUCUCGUACUGUCGUACGUCGUACUGCGCUGUAGGCUGUAGCUGUAGUGCGCGUGGUGCAUACACGUGUGUGUGUAUAUAUGUGUAUAACUGCACGGACAACGUCCACUGCGACUGCGAUCUCAACGAUCGAGAAUCGCCGGUGAUGGUGAUAGCCGGGUGUAUGCCGUAUAUGUAUGGUUGAGGUUGAGCGCGCGUGUAAACGUUUCUCGUUCACCUGCGCUGUCACGCUGCUAAAGCUAAACUCGAACGAUUCACGCGACGCUCCGGCUCCUCGUCGGCGUCGCUCGUCCCGGUACUCCCGACUCCCGGCUCCCGGGCCGUGGCAGUGGCAACUGCUGGCAACCGCGGCAACGUCCGAGGGCGAGGAGCACAAGAGUUUUGCCCACGCACGCAACAUUGUAAUAUCGUAUGCCUGCCUUUUGUAAUACACGCUAAUAGAGAUACCUAAUCGAGAUACCCACCGGCAGCCGAGAUGCAGUGGCCCUCGCUCAGCGUUAUUCUUUCCGAGAUAUUUCUGGCGUAUAUCGUCUACUCGAUAUACACGCUGUCGCUGCUGUUCGUGUCGCCGGCCUGCGAGGAUGGCAAGCCGUGUCUCGAGUCGUACCUGAGCGAACGGCCGCAGUUGGAUCUAUACAUGUACAGCUCCAUCAGGAGAAAUCCCGCCAGCAGAGACGUCGACCUCGUAUACUCGGGGCAAAACUUCGCGUACGAUCAAACGCAAACCAUUCCAGUGACUCUGACCGUACCAGGCGACACACGGCGAAAUGGAACAUUGUUCUUACAUAUAUUAUUAACGCCUCCCUCCGUAAAACGGAGCAGGACGUUUGUUGAUUUGCAAAAAGAUAUAUUUACCUCGUAUACCGCUAUUAAAAUGACACAAUACGUAGUACCUGAGGCAGAAGCGUUCAAGUUGUUAGGCGACAAGAGCCAUGGCCAUGGUACGAAAAAAGUUACGAGCCAGAUUAUCGUACGUCCAGUCUCACACGUGAAAAGUCGCGUGACUUUUACAAUAAUGACGGACAACGUUAUGCUUCCUAUAUACGGCAUGCCUGCCGAGCUCGUCAAUCACAUCAAAAUAAUUGGCAAACGGACAUUCUUGCCGAUUGUAACGUGCGACUUUUUACAAACGCGACAUCGGGACCUUAAGCGAAUUACCCCGCAAAAUUAUACGACGAACGUCGCGGUAGAAUAUUCGCCUGUGUCGCUAGGAAAAUUAAGAUUGGUGCUGCACGUGCAGGCGACCAUGGAGAAUCUGAGGAAUCUCGGCUUCUCCGACAAAGACAUCGAUGAAGUAAAGGGCAUCUUUGCUGACACCAACGUCUACUUAUUGGGCGGUACAUUCUUCAUCGCGGCUGUACACUUGUUGUUUGAUUUUCUUGCUAUUAAAAAUGAUGUCAGUUUUUGGCGGAAGAAGAGUAAUCUCAUAGGCCUCAGCAAAUGGACCGUGAUAUGGCGUGCGUUCAGUCAGACGGUCAUUUUCCUUUAUCUUUGCGACGAAGGUUCUUCCUUGCUCGUUCUCAUUCCGACCGGUAUCAGCACUGUUAUCGAGCUGUGGAAAUUAAAAAAGAUGUCGAGAGUGGACGUGAUUAGCAGCGGUAGCAUUUUGCCGAGAAUACGAUUUAAAACUGACUGCAUUGACGCAGCCGAGGUGAAAACUAGAGAGUUUGAUGCUGAGAGUAUGCGUUAUCUAAGUUACUUGUUAUAUCCGUUAGUUAUCAUUGGUGCAAUCUACUCGUUACUUUAUCAGCCGCACAAAAGCUGGUAUUCAUGGAGCAUAAAUUCCUUAGUGAAUGGAGUUUACGCAUUUGGAUUCCUCUUUAUGCUGCCGCAGUUGUUCGUUAAUUAUAAAUUGAAAUCCGUGGCGCAUCUGCCAUGGAGGGCGUUCAUGUACAAGGCAUUUAACACUUUCAUCGACGACGUGUUUGCUUUCAUUAUAACGAUGCCGACAGCGCACAGAAUAGCGUGUUUCAGAGAUGACGCCGUUUUUCUGAUUUAUCUGUAUCAAAGAUGGUUAUACCCGGUGGAUAAAUCACGUGUGGAUACUGAUACGAUUACAGAAGAAGCUGUCAAUUUCGGCAACAAUACGAACAAAAAAACAAAUUAACCAUUCCUAUUGUUUACUGUUUACUGUGUAUUGUUAUUGUUUGUCUUCGUUACCUAGAACUUGAAACUUUCGUAAUAUCAUGUUGAAACGUUAUUACGUGCUGGCAAACAGUAUUUAUAUCGCUAAUGUGAAAAUUUAACUAAUAUACGCAUACAAUUGUUACGAAAAAUAUAUCUUAUUUUCUUUUUAUCACCUA